This is a messenger RNA of Amphiprion ocellaris (clown anemonefish), 10331 nucleotides long. It is a transcript of the gene zfta, whose product is annotated as zinc finger translocation associated. The record is from RefSeq and is a predicted model, not a curated record. NCBI's taxonomy places the organism in Eukaryota, Metazoa, Chordata, Actinopteri, Pomacentridae. Bases 536 to 2476 code for a protein of 646 amino acids. Gene Ontology annotation, biological process: negative regulation of DNA-templated transcription. The transcript is spliced from 5 exons.
AUGCUGUGCCGAACCAAAGCACCUUCACCACCGCACGGUUCCGAGAGCAGCAGCGGUAUUAGCAGCUCACUACUAGCGCCUGCUGCUCCCUCUGCCCCCCCGGGGUGGGUGUGCAUCAUCGACGCUGCUACUGUCUCUUUAAAUUUACCCAGGAGCCCCUUAAGGAGCCCCAGGGGCCCCUAGUCCGGCUCCCCACCCUGAAGACAAGCAGGAACCUUAAAAUACAUUACUGGAGGCCUGCGCCGAGGCGCUUCCACCCUUUGCAGAGCGGAGCGACGGCUCUUUUCGGCCGUGGAUUGAUGGUUGUGAUUGUGUAAAAGUUAAGUUGGCUCCGUGGGGGACAGAGAGCUCUGGGCUCCUCAGCGAUGGGCUCAUUGUAGAGGCUGCCAGAUGCGUGUCGAGCGGUGGGCGAGCGGCGUGAACAUGUUACCGCUGUAACAUGUUGUUGUGACUGUGACAUGUCCCGUUACGGCACCACGACCCAGUGAAGGAAGCAGGAACAGCAGCCACUAGUGAAGAAGCAGCCAGGCCAGGGAUGGAAGAGAAAGGAGCGGGGCAGAGCGAGCCUGUGGACCUCCGGUGUGCCGAGCAGCCUGAGCUCCUCUCAUUAAUAAUAAGCGGAGAGGAGGAAGCGACGCAAGAGGAGAGCGACUUGGGAGAGGACGGUCUUGCCAACGGCCAUGGCAGAGGAGAAUCAGAGACUGGCAUGGUCACGCCUGUCAGAUCACCUGGCACCAGCUACUGGAGCAUCACAGAGGGCCCCGACCACCCACUCCUCCUGUCUCCGGUCCCCGGGCCCUCUGGGCGCAAACCCAGGGUUCAGAGGGCCUCACGUCCGGGCCUGAGCCGGAUUCCUGGCCGCGACCACCGACGGUACUACCACGAAUACUGGCGUAGCGAGUACCUAAUGGAUUUCGACCCCCAGAGGCAUGGCAUGAUCUGUAUGGUGUGUGGCAGCUCUCUGGCCACACUGAAGCUCAGCACCAUCAAGAGGCACAUCAGACAGAAGCACCCAGACUCCCUGCUAUGGAGCGCUGCUGACAAGGAGGUGAUCCGGUCGGGGUGGGAGAGCCACCUAAGCCUGGGGGGAGGUCAGAGGUCAUACAGCUCUCAUGCUGGACCUUCACCUCAGGGAGCAGAGGACACACUGCACUCGGGCCAAUAUACUGCCGCAGAACCUCCAGACCCUGUGACACCCCAGGAGCUGCCACAACAACCCCUCAGUUUGUCUCCCCGCUAUGUGGAGGGUGAAGCCCCGCAACCGCAGGAGGAAGAGGAGGAGCAGGACAUCCCCGCAUCAUCAGCCCAGACCUUGGAACGCUACCUGAAUGACUCGCUGCAUGCCUGGUUCCGUCAAGAGUUCUUAAUGGAGUACGAGGCGAUGGCCGGUCGACUGCUUUGCAUGGUGUGUGGAGCGGAACUACCCUCGCUUCAUUUGGACCACAUCAAGAGCCACGUGCUGGACACCCACCCCAACUCCUUGGUGUACAGCUCCGAGGAGAAACACUGCAUCCUGCAGGCCUGGGCUCAGGCUCAUGAAGAGUCAGAAAACUCAGUAAAAUCAGAGCCCAACACCAAAGACGGUGGGGUGAACCUCUUUGCUGAGGACGUGGAGACUAUCCAGAUCAACACUGACUUGUACCCAGACGGUGAUGGCACUUUAACUCAGGACACUUGUCUUAUUGGUGAGGAUGGAGGUGUUGGAGCUCCGCAGCAGGGACCUCAGCCACUCCGCCAGCCCAAGAAGAAGCGACUACGUGGGGGAGACCCGUGGCGGCUCCGCCUCGACUACCUAGUGGCCUACGGACCUCGGGGCCAGGGCACGUUCUGCAUGGUGUGUUCUCAGGUCCUCCACGAAACCAAGGUCAGCAGCUUCCGCCGCCACAUCCAAGAAUGUCACCCUGAGACCACAACCCUGAGCCGACAAGAAAGGGAAGCCAUGGCUGCUGCCUGGACCAAAGAUUAUUCGAGUGAAGGCACGCAUAUACAAGAUGAAGUCAACUGUGGUGAUGGUGGUAUCCUGAAUACCACAGAAGAGACAAAUGAGGACGCCUCCCCUGAUGUCAAAACACCCAGCAAAACGGUGAAAAAGGAGGAGGGCGUGGUUGGAGGGAAGGGCAAAUCAAAAGAUGGCAGCAGUGCAGCCACUCCUUCGCGCCAUGGCCAUUACCCUGGAAAGGACCAGAGGAGGAACUACCAGGUGCGCUGGCGAAUGGAUUACCUGAUGGAUUACAAUUGUAGGAGACACGGGCUGAUCUGCAUGGUGUGUGGGGCUAGUUUAGCCACGCUGAAGGUCAGCACCAUCAAGAGGCACAUCCAGCAGGUCCACCCACACUCCCUGUUCUACAGCUCAGAACAGAAGCAGCAGGCCCUGCUGAGCUACAACCAGACUGCCCUGCACUUCACCCAGUCUGAUGACUCCCAGGACCACGCACACACCGAGCUAGCUCCCCCUCCGGCACACUUUGGCACUUAGAAAGGGCUUCCGUCUGUUGCGCCUCAUGUGGCCCCUGUUCAGAAACAGCCCCCAAGUUCCUUUCUUAAUCGGAAAUUCAGGUAUUCGUCAAACAGCUUCCUGUUUUCUCAGUCUUGCCCCCAAAUUUCGACGGUGUGGGCGCAGAGUAAAAUGUUGCCAUAAUGGACAAAUAUAUGAGAAUAUUACACAGGUUGACAGAUGCUGGAAUUUCCUCUUUAAGCUGCAAUCAAAGAGCACUGCUGUGGUUAAAGCAGCAGCGAGGAACUCCCACACAGGAAGUGACACGUCUUAAAAAUGUCAUGGCCUGAAAAAAACAAAAGUCCAGCCACUCAUUUGAAACUUAAGCUCUUUUUGCACAUCACCUCUCUUACCAGGGGACCUCGUGAGAUUUAGCAAAUUGCUGGUAUGGAUGCAAGUAUCUGAAGGUACUAUGUUGACCAUUAGUAACUUAAAUGGGUCUUCCUCCUGAGCAGUGGGAUGAACCCACUUAAUCUGUACCAAAAACAGUAUGAGAAUGCCAAGGAAUCUUUUUGAAAAAGUACUAUUUACCCCUCUUGAAAUGCUGAUUUCCACAGUGGUAGAUUUUCUUUUCCUUACUGAUUAUAUACUUAAUAUAAUGUCAUUAGCUGAAUAGUACAGAUUAACUUAUUUUAAAGCACAUUAGGUCCCUUCAGGUAGAGGCCCAGUCAUACCAAUAUCUAUGAGGGUGACAUUUCAAAACUCUUGCAAAAUUACAUUAGCUAGACAUGAUAUUAGCUGUUUUGGAUAUUCUGCUUAAUUCUAACUCUGCUGUCCUGGAGAUUAAAGUUCUCCACAAAGGAGAUAUCAUUUCCAGCCACGAGAAAAUAAUGGGACAUACACACUACAGUGCAAAAGUUUGGGGUCACUCAGAAAUGUCCUUAUUUUUGAAAGAAAAGCAAUUUUUUUCCAACAUUAAAUGAAUCAGAAGUCCAGUCUAGACAUUGUUAAUGUGGUAAAUGACUAUUCUAAAUUAAACAGCAAAUUUUUAAUGGAAUAUCUACAUAGGGGUACAGAGGAACAUUUCCAGCAACUCCUGUGUUCUAAUGCUACAUUGUGUUAGCUAAUGGUGUUGAAAGGCUGAUUGAUGAUUAGAAAACCCUUGUGCAAUUAUCUUAGCACAUGAAUAAAAGUGUGAGUUUUCAUGGAAAACAUGAAUUUGUCUGGGUGGCCCAUAACUUUUGAACGGUAGUGUAUAUCUUAAAUAAGGUUGUGUCUCGUUAGCAAGCACGCUAAAUUGUAGGUUUUAUACCAGCCAGGGUUGAUGAAGCAAAAAGUCUUGACGUCACCUCCAGCCUAUUGCGACACACAAUAACCUCUCAGAGAGGAUUUAUGUCAUCCUUGAUUUCUCCGUUAUGUUUUACAGGCUGAAGCAGCAAUUACAUUGUUUGCUUACAAAGAAAAUACAGCCCUGGUUACUCACCAGCACGGCAUCAAAAUCCAGAAGUUCCACUUUAACUUUGUGGCAGCUAACAGUAGCAUGUUCCUAGGCUAGCUGGAAUGACAACUCUUAGCAAGCCACUGUUCUUUAGCUAAAUAUUCAGCAGCAGUUGGUUCAAGAGGACACAUAAAUGCAUGUUGCUAUUUAACCUUCUGGUCAAAACAGUGCUACAGUGUACAACACCACUGUACACCGUUGUGCAGUAUCACUUUUGAUUUGAUUCUGAACUGUAUCACCUCUAAAUAUUUUCACUACCAAGUUAAACAGAAUGGUAUUUGAUCUUAUGAAGUUUUAAAAACUAACAGUUUAGAUUUACUCUACACAUGUACAUAUAAAAUACAGGUCUGACAGUAAGAACUCAGUGAUUUUGAUAUUUGACGACACGCCAGUGGUUCUGGUAUGGAGGAUACCAGCUGAUGUUCUGCUGUUCUUUGCAGGAGGGGUUGCUCUACCUUUCUCUUUAAAUGACCCCAAAGGUUGGGUUAAAGUCAUGUGACAUAUUUGGCUGGGUGGUAGCUUUCAGUUUUUACUUCUCUAGAACUUCUUGUGAGCUUUGCUGGAAUAUUCCUCUUCUGCCAAGUUACUGUAGACUGGGAGGCAUCUUGGUCUCAUCUGCUCCCAAUAUUCAUCUAGCUUCUGUAACUUAGCAAAGUUAAUCUUACAGUUUUGUACCAAAGAGCAGUCUGUCAGUAGAGGUUGAAAUUAUGCACUGUCUGAGUUGUCAGAUAAACUCUGAUUUCCACUAAUGAGCCUUGUUCCAAUUCUGAAACACCUGUCCACCUAGAUCGUACAAUUAGAUCAACGUUGAGGGUGUUAUUUUAGGAGCAUGGCCACUGCUGCUCUGAUUCGUGGUAAUAUGUCUCGUUCUGCAACUGUUUUGACUGAUUUUUACAUAUGGAGUUACACUACCGUUCAAAAGUUUGGGGUCACUUAGAAAUGUCCUUGUUUUUGAAAGAAAGACAUUUUUUUAAAAAAUGAAGAUAGCAUUAAAUGAAUCAGAAAUCCAGUCUAGACAUUGUUAAUGUGGUAAAUGACUAUUCUAGCUGGAAACAGCUGAUUUUUAAUGGAAUAUCUCCAUAGGGGUACAGAGGAACAUUUCCAGCAACCAUCACUCCUGUGUUCUAAUGCUACAUUGUGUUAGUUAAUGGUGUUGAAAGGCUAAUUGAUGAUUAGAAAACCCUUGUGAAAUUAUGUUAGCGCAUGAAUCAAAGUGUGAGUUUUCAUGGAAAACAUGAAAUUGUCUGGGUGACCCCAAACUUUUGCAUGGUAGUGCAUGAUGCAGAUAGACCCAGCCCAUAUGUUCAAAACGGAACAUCCUAGGUUAUUUUAUAACCGUGUUCAGAUUGAUCAUAGGUGUUUUUCAGCACUGAGUUUCCACUGCUGGGCCUGUGUUUUUAAAUAGUAAAUCUGAAGUCUGACGACUCCCUCAGUCCGUGGUAGCUCGCAUGCCUGUGUGUCCCAUGUCACAACCAGCCCCCUCAGUGCUGCAUUCCUCACUUGUGUGCUGAUGUGUGACAACUGACACAGUUUAUCUUAGGGCAGUGGUGGCGCAAUGGUUAAGUCUCUGGACUACUGAUCAGAAGGUCAGAGGUUCAAGCCCCGAUGUGGCCACUGUUGGGACCUUGAGCAAGGCCCUUAACCCUUCCUGCUCCAGGGGUGCUGUACUGUGGCUGACCUGUCGCUCUGACUCCCCCAAUUGGGGAGAUAUGCGAAAAUCAGUUUCCCCUCGUGGGAUUAAUAAGGGAUAGAACUGUUAGCUUUUAACAUUACAUAAAAGCAAACAUCCUAUUGUUCAAAUUUAGAAUUAAUGAAAAUUGUUGAGAGGUGAUACAAUUUUUAAUCAAUUGUCAUCGAGGAAGAUAUGUGGUUUUAGACAUGCGUUGUCUUACAGAGCAUCCGCACAGUAGGCAGAAUAAACACAGGUGUAAAAGACAGUAUUUAAAAUGGCUGCAUUCCGUUUAGUGAAGCCAGUUUUAGGGUUCUGUUACUGUGCAGUCAGGUGAUUGGCAGGACUUACAGGAAAGGAACUAUUGUUAACACAGUCUGUUAUCCGUGUGCUUUCUCUAUUGUGAACAAAACGCCAGUUGUGAUAAAGCUCUGAUCCGUCAACACCCAAUGGGUACCUGGACUUGAAGCUUUUAAUGGCACAAUGUUUUGUGUCUGUCUGACAGGGACUCGGGGCUUGUUUCUGGUCAGGGCCUGAGUCUUCUCUCAGGAAGUUAGAAACAGAUUCUUCGGCAAAGCCAACGUGACUUAGUCUGAGAAAAUGUGUCUAAAAACAACACAGCACUUUGUCCCCAAAAAUGUACUAAAUCCUAACUUUCCUUCUGUACAGCUAGUUGAUUGAGACUGUGUUUGAUGUUAUUGCUGAAGACAAUGAAUGACAGCGUGCAGUCAGUAAGUUCUGAUCUCUCUGGUCUAUUUAAUUCCUUGUUUACAGUAGAAGAAAAGGACGCCCUGCUCUUGCUCCUCCAUUAUAAUGAUACAUACUAUCAGUCAAAUGUUUGGACACAUAUUCUCAUUUAAUGGUCUUUAUUUUCAUGACUUUUUUUUUUUUUUUUUUAAACAUAUAUUUAUUGUUUUUCUUUUAUGCAACAACAUCAACACUUUGAACAUGGCAGAGAUAAAAGCAAUAAUAAUAUAAUGGUACAUUUAAUUUAAAAAAAGGGGGGAUAUUUAAAUAAAUGGAAUAAGAUGAAAUUAAAUAAAUGAACCUCAGUAAUGGGUCACAAACUUAUUUUGCUAAGUGUAGCAGAUAGAGACAUCUAAUACAUUACAUAAUAAUAUAAAACAUAGAUAUAAAAGUAAAAUAAAAAUAAACUUAUACAAGUACAUCCCCAUAGUCAAUGAAAUCAACUGGCUAGUUAGCUCAGUCAUUCACCACCCCUCCAAUGUCACCAAUCUUUAUUAAUUCUAGAAACAUCCUCCAAAUGAUAUAGAAUUCCGAAGCUCUCUUUUUAACCAUAUAUGUCAGUUUCUCAAGAGCCAAACUUGAGGUUAAGUUAGUUAACCAGAAGUCAAAAGAGGGGCAAGCAACAUUCUUCCAACAUAAAGCUAUAGACCGUUUGGCCUGUAGUAAGCAACGGUCAACCAUUAUUCUCUCCUUAGCAGACAAUGAGCAGUUGUCAGGAUAAAUGCCUAAUAUACAUAACUUAGGACAUGAGGGUAUCGGACAAGAUGUGAUCUGAGAAAUAUAUUUUAACACAGAGCUCCAGAAUUUUUGAAUCUUAUCACAUUUCCACAUACAGUGAUAUAAUGUCCCUUGAUGGUUGUUACAUUUAUAACACAAGUCAGGUAUAUUGGGAUCAAAUUUAUUUAAUUGUACAGGGGAGAUAUAGGAUCGCAUUACCCAGUUAAAUUGCACUAAUCUUAACCUGGUGUUGAUGGUUUGAGUAUGUGUUUUUAAACAUAUUUUACUCCACUCAUUAGUUGAGAUGUCUACUCCUAAAUCUUGUGUCCACUCAUGUCUCUUACUGUCAGAGUUAUCCUUUUGGUUGUUAACCAGCAAGUUAUAAAACUGUGAAACCAGUUUUUUCCCAAAACAGUCUUUCAUGACUGUUUAUAUUGUAGAUUCUCACUGAAGGCAUCAACACUAUGAAUGAACACAUAUGGAAUUAUGUAGUAAACAAAAAAGUGUGAAAUAAGUCAAAACAUGUUUUAUAUUUUAGAUUCUUCAAAAUAGCCACCCUUUGCUUUCAUUACUGCUUUGAACUCUUGGAAUUCUCUGGAUGAGCUUCAUGAGGUAGUCGCCUGAAAUGGUUUUUCAACAGUCUUGAAGGAGUUCCCAGAGAUGCUGAGCACUUGUUGGUCCUUUUGUCUUCACUCUGUGGUCCAUCUCAUCCCAAACCAUCUGGAUUGUUUAGGUCAGGUGACUGUAGAGGCCAGGUCAUCUGAUGCAGCACCCCAUCACUCUCCUUCUUGGUCAGAUAGUCCUUACACAGCCUGGAGGUGUGUUUGGGAUCAUUGUCCUGUUGACAAAUAAAUGAUGAUCCAACUAAAUGCAAACCGGAUGGGAUGGCAUGUCACUGCAGGAUGCUGUGGUAGCCAUGCUGGUUCAGUUUGCCUUCAAUUUUGAAUAAAUCCCCAACAGUGUCACCAGCAAAGCACCUCCACACCAUCAUACCUCCUCCUCCAUGGUUCAUGGUGGGAACCAUGCAUGUAGAGACCAUCCAGGGCUCUAAUCUGAGCUGCUGUUAACUUGCCAUUUCUGAGGCUGGUGACUUGGAUGAACUUCUCCUCAGCAGCAGAGGAGACUCUUGAUCUUCCUUUCCUUCCUCAUAUGAGCCAGUUUGGUCAUAGCGCUUGAUGGUUUUUGCAACUGCACUUGGGGAUACAUUGAAAGUUUUUGUAGUUUUCUGAAUUGACUGACCUUCAGUUCUUAAAGUAAUGAUGAACUGUGGUUUCUCUUAACUGAUUGGUUCUUGCCAUAAUAUGGAUUCUAGCAGUUGUCAAAUAGAGCUGUCAACUGUGUACCAACCUGACUUCUGCACAACACAACUGAUGGUCCCAACCCCAUUAAGAAGGCAAGAAAUUCCACAAAUGAAUCUUGACAAGACACACCUGUGAAGUGAAAACCAUUUCAGGUUCUACCUCAUGAAGCUCAUGGAGGGAAGGACAAGAAUGUGCAAAGCAGUAAUCAAAGCAGAGGGUGGCUAUUUGGAAGAAUCUAAAAUAUACAACAUAUUUAGAGUUAUUUCACAAUUGUUUGCUGCAUAAUUCCAUAAAUCUUGCUACAUAGUUUUGAUGUCUUCAGUUUGUAUCUGCAAUGUAGAAAGUAGUAAAGAUAAGUGAGAAGGUAUGUCCAAACUUUUGACUUCAGUGUAUAUCAUCUCAGUGACUCUGUGUCAUACAACAGCCUGCAUCCUUUUCAUUAGCCACAAGUCAUCUUAGCGAAAAGCUGCACAUAAAUAUGUAAAUACAUGAAAAUUAGAAUUAUUUUUCCUAUAUAUAAGCACUUUUAUGCACCCUGGUGUCUGCAAAAUGUGUUUGUAAUUAUCUCCAGUUUUUUCUAUUUUAUUCAAGAUUUCAAAAAUGGCGUCUGUCUUUAACAGUUGGAGGAGGAUGGCUCGUUGGAUUCACUUUUAAAAGUUCACCCCAGCUUUGGUACGGCUUCACAUUUUUCAUCUACUGUAUAAAAUUUAUGCAACAAAAGAAGGUUAAAAAUUAACUCUGUGAUAAAGUCUGCCAUAAAAUGUCUCUUGUUCACCUGGAAAAUGUAACUCAGGGAUUCUGUUUUCAUCAGCAACAAUUUCAUUACUAAUCGUUUUUUAUGUCGGAUGUUGAUAUUUGAAGAUACAGAAGAUAUGUGUCAGCUGUGGUUGUGUAGGUAUUGCCAUGGAUUGAGUAUUAGGGCCACUGUUUAAAGAAAACCAAAUUUUGAGAGUCAAAUUAUUUUCAGAAUGUUGUAAUUUUGAGAAAAAGGUCAAAUAUUUUUUUAACCAAGGAAACUAUUACCAUUCUAGUUGUGAGCUGAGGAAGGAAAUCAUAUAAAUAUUAGAGGGGAAAAAAGGUUUUAAGAAGAUGGUAGAGUUUUGAGGAAAAGUCUCAAUGUUCCAAGAAAAAAAGUUGUAGUUUUGAGAAAAGAUUCUAAUUAGGUAUUAUUUAUUGCAACAAAAAAAGUCCAAAUAUUUUGAAAACUAUUUGAAGAAUUCAACUAAAAUAUUUAAUAAAUUUCAUAUAAAGUUGUGCAUUUGAUAAUUGAAUUAGACUGUCAGGAAAUCUUCUCACAGCAUGCUUUAUAUUUGAUGUGCAUACUGUGACUUUAUUUUGAAAAUAAUUACGUUGUGGGGUUUUUUGGGCUUUUUGUGGCUAAAAUUACAACUCAUACUGUAUCACUCUGAUUUCUUUGUUUUGAAAUUAUGGCUUUUUUUCUCCAAAAUAAUGCAACUUUUUCUUUACCUAAAAUGUGACUUUAUUCUUCCAGUAUUUUGCUCUUUGUCUGUUUGGCAGAGUUUCAGUUUGUUCUUUCAGUGGCCCCGUUACUCUGUUGUACCUAUGUGUGGACGACACAUUAAACUGUCACAUUUUUGAAGAAUAAUCAAAAUUGAUUUUGAUACAAAACUAAUGUGGAAGUAAAGCAAAAGUCUGCCUGAGCCCGCUACCUAAGAGCAGAAGCAGUCUCCUAUUUUUGAAUUAGAAUAGGCCCCAUGUCACUCUAAGAGUUUUGACGAAGCACUUAAUUAUUUAAAAUGAAACAAAUGAAUGAUAGAAGAGUUGUUGAAGUGAGACCUCAUGUGUGUUUGUGUGUGAGGGGUGGAGGUGGGAUCCUCUGUGGUGACCCAUGACUCUGCUCUGUGUUUUUCUUCACUUUCUCGUCACCUUUCAUCUGUACAUGGCCAACAUGUGACAUGUGCGUUCUCUCCUCAGUGAUCUUUGAAUAAAUACUCAACACUACAA